ACGAGGUUUUCUUGUUGACGUGAAAUUUAUAUAAAUUCAUGUCCCAACACUGAAAUUGUUUAUUUUCCAUUUUCUUCACUUUUAUUAACUUCAAAUUAUUGUGUUUAUCAAGUAGAUCGCUCUCUUCCAGAAUUUGAAAACUGCAACUUGCCUUUGACGAUACGUUUUGAGAUGGCCCGCGUUGACUCUGCGUCGCCUGAUGUCGAGGCGUCUGUCGCCCAACAGCCAAGUCACUCGAGGCAGCGAGCACAGCUGGCAACCAAGUCAUUGUGGCAAUCGUUAAGGGACAACCCUAAAGUCCUCUUCAUUGCCUUUUUCGCCUCUUUCGGCGGUCUAGAAUAUGGCUACCAGCAAGGCGUUCUCGGGCAGUCCUUAGUGAUGUAUCGGUUUAAAGAAAACUUCCCUUCGAUAGUGGAUUCGUCCUCGGCCACUGGAUGGCUUACUUCAGUCCUGCAGUUGGGCGGCAUUCUAGGAUCCCUUUCAGCAGGAAUAUGUGGAGAGAUAUUUUCACGAAAGUACACCAUGUUUGCGGCGUGCUGCUGGGUCAUUCUGGGGAGCUACCUAUAUGUUGGCGCAUCGGCAGGCACUGGGUCGCUUUUAUACGCAGGACGUUUCUUCACCGGUGUUGGUGUUGGACUGUUCAGUGGAGUCGGACCAUUGUACAAUGCUGAACUAGCAGCACCUGAGAUGCGCGGGCUGUUGGUUUCUUUCUAUCAGUUUGCGACUAUCUUAGGCAUCAUGCUUUCCUUUUGGGUUGGGUAUGGAAGCAACUACAUCGGUGGCACUGGCGAAACACAAUCUGAUCUUGCUUGGCGCUUACCAUCUAUCAUUCAAGGGAUCCCCGCCGUUGCCCUUGCUUGUGGCAUUUGGUUCAUGCCUUUCUCUCCCCGAUGGCUUGUCAAAGUUGGUCGCGAGGAAGAGGCUCUUCAGACAUUGGCCUGGGUGAGAAAGUUGCCCGCAGAGGAUGACUUGGUACAGAUGGAAUUCCUGGAGAUCAAGGCCGAGGCAUUGUUUGAAAAAAGGGCUUUCCCCAGCACCGCCGAGAAAGGAUUGAUCCGCAUUCAGAUUGCGCAGUACGCAAACUGUGUCCGAACAAUGGAUAAUUUUAAACGUGUGUGCACAGCCUGGUUGAUUAUGUUCUUCCAGCAGUGGAGUGGAAUCGAUGCUAUCAUCUACUAUGCGUCCAAUAUUUUCGUCAGCCUUGGAUUAACUGGUGGGACAACUGCUCUUUUGGCGACCGGUGUCACUGGGGUCGUCUUUCUUGUCAGCACCGUACCAGCUAUGUUGAUCAUUGAUAAGGUUGGUCGCAAGCCUAUGCUUCUAGUUGGCUCUGUAGUCAUGUUCUUGAGCAUGGUGAUUGUCGGCGUGAUUGUAGCCAAAUUCCGCAAUGACUGGCCAGCCCAUGUGGCAGGCGGAUGGACAGCAGUCGCACUGAUCUGGCUAUACAUCGCCGGUUUCGGAGCCACCUGGGGUCCCGUAUCUUGGACCCUUGUGUCUGAGAUAUUCCCUCUCUCCAUCCGCGCCAAAGGAGCGUCGAUCGGCGCUUCCAGCAACUGGGUCAACAACUUCGCGAUCGCAUUCUUCGUGCCACCGAUGCUGCAGGCGUGGAAAUGGGGCACAUAUAUCUUCUUCGCAGUCUUCCUUCUUGCUGGGAUUUUCUGGGUUUAUUUCUUCCUCCCGGAGACUAAGAACGCGACGCUCGAAGAAAUGGAUCGUGUGUUCAAUAGCCAUACAGGCGAACGCGACGCAGAGCUGCUCCGCCAGGCUCAGCGUGAUGUUGGUUUGACGGCUCUUUUAGAAAGCAGGGCAGGAAUCAGCGAUGGGCUGGAGAAAGUCAUGAUGCAGCAGGAGAACCAUGUUGAACAAAUUUAAGAUGAUAUACUCAUAACUAUCGGAGAAUGCUAAGUGAAGGAAGGAGAUGAAGUUUCAAUUUUAGGUAGCCUGCUUUUUUUAUUUUAUAGAUCCCGACGAAUUUGAUCGAUUUUGUCAACCCCUAAGAUAGGGCUUUGCGUACUUAGUUUUCUCCCCUUCGUGCGUACUUGAGCAAGUCAGCUAAUCUUAUCGAAUAUCUGCUUGUUCCCCUUUCAGAUUUAUCCCAUAACACCCAGUUCACAACAACCUUGAUUCUUUGACAGUCCUUGGAAUUAGAUUCUCCU
This is a messenger RNA of Talaromyces proteolyticus, 2156 nucleotides long. RefSeq names its product putative MFS quinate transporter. Gene Ontology annotation, molecular function: carbohydrate:proton symporter activity. Gene Ontology annotation, cellular component: membrane. Gene Ontology annotation, biological process: carbohydrate transport; transmembrane transport. Lineage: Eukaryota; Fungi; Ascomycota; Eurotiomycetes; Eurotiales; Trichocomaceae. The transcript has 5 exons. The record is from RefSeq and is a predicted model, not a curated record. The coding region runs from base 172 to 1872 and encodes 566 amino acids.